Misgurnus anguillicaudatus (oriental weatherfish) is the source of this 725-nucleotide messenger RNA. Its product is annotated as THAP domain-containing protein 5. Lineage: Eukaryota; Metazoa; Chordata; Actinopteri; Cypriniformes; Cobitidae. The record is from RefSeq and is a predicted model, not a curated record.
GGUUUAAAUUAAAUUCUUAUUCCUAUUUAAUUAUUUAUAUUAUGUUUUUUAUUUAAUAAUUUACAUUUGUUUUUUUACAACGUAAAAAUGUAAUGUUUUUGUUGGUUUGUUUACAGCUGAAAUUGAGCUUAGUGGUCCCUAAAUGCAUAACCCAUCUUGCAAGUCCAUUAUUUAAAUUCUGUCUAUCGCACACAAAUGUGUCGAUUCACAGGUGAUGUGCAAAUGUCCCAUUUACACCUGGAGGAGGACCAAGCUGAAUAAAAAGCGUUUAGUUUCUCAAACACCGCAGUCUCUUUUUAGGUAAGGAAACUAUGGAAGCGUGCGACUUCUGCAAAUACAACCGUGACGGGAAAGGCGAUGCUGUCUCAUUCUACAGAUUUCCACUAGAUGAGGAGAAACGUCGCCGUUGGAUAGCAAAUAUGGGGAGAGACGCUGGGUGGACUCCAUCUGAAUCCUCAUCUCUGUGCUCCGCUCACUUCACUUCGGAUUGUUUUGAAUCCGGAUCAGCGCAUUUACACUCGAACGCGAUUCCGACUUUGUUUAAUUCUACACAGCCCAUGAAUCCAAACACUGAAAACGAUUCUCAAGACCAAGGAGUACGUAGAAAGUCCCCAGACUCAUCCUUAUCAUCAUGGUGUGACUGUAAUGAACGUCUACGCACUAUAGAAAAAGCUUACCAGUUGAAAAUAGCUGCUGCCCAGCUUCAAAUAAAGGAGCACAAAAAG